GCCUCCAUCCUGCCCGUCACCGAGUCCCACAUUCCCGCUCUCCGCCGCAUCAACGCCCUCCUCCUACCUGUCAACUACUCCGACUCCUUCUACCAGGGGCUUUUGGACCCCGCCGUCUCGGCCCUCUUCAGCCGCGCCAUCCUCUGGCAGGAUGACCGCAGUCCUGACGCCGCCCCCAAGGUUGUAGGCGGGCUGAUCUGCCGCCUCGAGCCCAGCCCCUUCGACCCCUCCACCGGCCUCUACAACCCUUCCCUCGCCGCGUCCCGUCCCAUCCCAGGCGCCUCCAACACCGGCAUCCCGCCCCCGCAGCCCGGCCAACAUCAUGCGCUGUACAUCCAGAGCCUGGUGCUGCUCGCGCCGUACCGUGGGCUAGGGCUCGUAGGCGCCGCCCUGGAGGGCAUUCUGGACACGGUGCGCGCCGCCGGGCGGGCGGGCGCAGGGGCGAUCCAAGUGGACUGGGUGUAUGCCCAUGUGUGGACCGAGAACGAGGAUGGCAUGGGGUGGUACGGCCGGCGGGGCUUUCUCCAGGAUGUGUUGCUCAGGAACUACUACUGGAAGCUGGAGCCAGACAGCGCUUACGUUGUUGGAAUUCCGGCCAGUGUCACGGCUGCGGCUGUGAACCUACCUAGCUUCACCACCACAGGAAUAACAACGACAGCAGCAGCAGCAGCAGCAGCAGCUACUGCCCCCCCUCCACCAGUGGCCACCGGCCCCCCACAGCCGACGGCAAUGCGUCCUCCGGCGCCGGCCUCUUCGCUCUCUUUUCAGAAUAAGAGGCCUGAUAUGGAGUGGAAUGACCUGCCCGAAGAGAUGGUCACUUCCAAGAACAGCUCCCGCAGCGACCUGCUCCAGCCGCCGUCUGGUUCGAGCUCCCGGAGCAGCUCGACGGGGCGCAGGAAAAAGGACCGGGCGUACCCCACCGCAGCCUUCGGU
This is a messenger RNA of Cryphonectria parasitica EP155, 933 nucleotides long. RefSeq lists its product as uncharacterized. Gene Ontology annotation, molecular function: acyltransferase activity, transferring groups other than amino-acyl groups. Gene Ontology annotation, biological process: mitotic sister chromatid cohesion. The annotation marks the transcript as partial. The record is from RefSeq and is a predicted model, not a curated record. Gene Ontology annotation, cellular component: NatA complex. NCBI's taxonomy places the organism in Eukaryota, Fungi, Ascomycota, Sordariomycetes, Diaporthales, Cryphonectriaceae. The transcript is spliced from 2 exons.